Notodromas monacha is the source of this 762-nucleotide messenger RNA. The record is from the annotation of a GenBank genome assembly. NCBI's taxonomy places the organism in Eukaryota, Metazoa, Arthropoda, Ostracoda, Podocopida, Cyprididae.
AUGAAGUUCAGAGGGGCGUAUGAUGGACCAGGCACAUGCAUAACAUAUGAAUCCAUUAACCAUGCAUUCCAUGAGGCCAAAAGCAGACUUGGACUUCCUGCUCCCAGCAAGCGAGACCUGUCCAAUAAAGAUGUGGGCCAGAUCGCCAGAGUCGUUCUGGAGACAUCUAGGAUCAUCUCCAGACAGUAUUCACUGCCAGCAGAUGCCAUCACAAAUGGACUACCACUAAUUGACACCACCAAGACAGUGAUUGACCAAUAUUGCCCCUACUUCCUCAAGUUCCCAGCUUGUGAACCCAAAAGGUACAGGACCUACACUGGGCUCUGCAACAACCUGGAGAAACCCCACUGGGGGUCAGCCCAGAGUGCCUUCAAGCGCCUACUCCCACCAGCUUAUGCAGAUGGUUUGGAGAUCCCCAGAGUGAGUUAUUCAGGAAGACCCCUGCCUUCUGCCAGAGUGGUCUCAGCUCACAUGCACAGGGAUGAAGGUUUCCAUGACCAUGCAGUGACUGUCAUGCUCAUUGCAUGGGGACAGGCUAUUGACCAUGACAUCACACUGGCUGUUGAGUCCAAGAGGUCUGAUGGAGAAGACCCCAGGUGUUGUGACAGGGACACAAAGCAUCCUGACUGUUUCCCCAUCGCAAUCCCAGCCCAGGACCCAUUUUACUCCCUCUUCAACAAGAGGUGCAUGAGUUUUGUGAGGAACUUGCCUGGGGCACAGUACUCCUGCAAACUAGAAAACCUGUCCGAAAAAAUGCUCUAA